Molecule: messenger RNA, 808 nt
Organism: Carassius auratus (goldfish)
Lineage: Eukaryota; Metazoa; Chordata; Actinopteri; Cypriniformes; Cyprinidae
Exons: 5
Coding region: 1-726 (241 amino acids)
Source: RefSeq, a predicted model, not a curated record
AUGUUAGCUGUAUCUGUUGAUGGCAAUCGCAAACACUAUCGCUUUAAAAACAAAGCAAGCACAGAGAAAAGGGGAUUACUUGACCAACUUUUUAUACAGAGUGAUGUGGAGGUGUCUGAAUUUGUGGACUAUGUCCGCAAAAACAGUGAUCACGUGUCGGGAAGAGGAUUAUGUGGGGCAUCACACUGGACAGCAGCAAAAGAACUGGCCAAGAAAUCAAGCAGCAAACUGGAUGAGGAGGGAUUAGAGAUUGCUGUCUGUCGCCAUGGCGUUCUCCUUAUGGCCUUAAAUAUGUUUCGAGGGGAAAUUUUUGCUUACCCCCUUUUUCUGCAGAAAAAACUUGCAGACAUGUCACAGGGGAGCAUCAAAUUCUUCUGUUCAGAUGUAGCCUGCAAAUACUUCCCAUAUCUCCAGCGUAUUUCUAAGCACUUCCCCGAGCUGCAGUCUUUACUGGACAUGCAUCCUUUUCUGUCAGUGAUGCAUGCCAAAGCACACUCUUGGAAAUGUGAGGUCAAGUAUAGUGGGGCCUACCAGGAAGGAGCUGGGUCAACUAUUGGUGAGGAAGUGGAGCAGGUGAACAGCUUCCUAUCUAGAAUUGCUGUUACAAGCAAAUACAUGUCAAAAUCAGGCCGAGCAGACAUGAUUACAAUGCAAGCCAUGUUGUGGAAUAAGCGGAAGAUUCUCAAUUUGGGACAAGCUCUGGUUAACAGAUAUGUAAAGGUAUAACUUUCUUAUCAGUCAAAUAUUGCAGUUGGGAUUUGUAGGUUUUACUAAUUGAUACCUAUCUAUUAGUGCUUUAAGCAAUGUA